AAAUUAUUGACCAGAUAUCAUUAGACCAUCUUAUACAAGAUUUCACGCGGGGAUUAGAAAAGGAGAAGAACGAGAGAGCGUUUACAACGACAAUAAUUCUAGUGGCGUCUCAAAGCUUGAUCAUUUUGUCUCUCUUUCAUUCUCUCUCCUCAAUUGCGCCAAAUAGUAGCAGAAACCCGAGAAUAAAUCAUUGACAAGAUCUCUCUAUAUCUUUCUGAUCCUCUCAACUCUAACCCCAACUCUUUCUCUUUCUAUAACCAAGUCUUUCCCUAAUUUCUUCUUCAUAAUCUUAUUUAAAUUUCCCCCCUUUUAAACAUUAUUUGAUUUUAUUUAUUAAUUUCUUCCUACCCAUUUCAUCAUUUCUCAGAAAAAUUCAAUCUUUAAUGUUUUGAUCGAUUGAUAUGAGCUGUUGUGCAUUUGGGUCGGAGUGAUUUCGCCGGUAAAUCAUGCCUCCGGCAGUAAAUUUGAUGGAAAUGGCGGAAUCGUUGCCGUGUUCUUCUUCAAUGGAGUCGCGUUUUCCUGAUCUUAGAAGUGUUCGAUGGCGUAUAAAUCUUGGGGUUCUUCCCUCUUCUUCCUCCUCCAUUGAUGAUCUUCGCCGCGUCUCCGCCGAUUCUCGUCGUCGGUAUGCUGCCUUAAGGAGGUGCCUCCUUGUUGAUCCACACGUAACCAAAUUUAGUGACAAUUCUUCAGAUCUAGUUGUAGAUAAUCCACUAUCCCAAAAUCCUGAUAGCACAUGGGGUCGCUUUUUUCGAAAUGCAGAGUUGGAACAAAUGGUUGACAAAGAUUUAUCUCGCUUGUACCCUGAGCAUGGUAGUUAUUUCCAGACACCAGGAUGUCAAGGCUUGUUGAGGCGGAUUUUAUUGUUGUGGUGCCUUCGACAUCCAGAAUGUGGUUACAGACAAGGGAUGCAUGAACUGUUGGCUCCUUUAUUAUAUGUACUUCAUGCUGAUAUUCAGCAUCUUAAUGAAGUUCGCCAAAUUUAUGAAGAGCACUUUGUAGACAAAUUUGAUGAGGUUUUGUUGCAUGAAAGUCAUGAUUUCAAUUUCAAGAUAUCUGUGAAUAGUCUAGAAGAUGAUGCUAGCCCUCAAGAAAGACCCAGGAAACAUACGAGUUUUUCUGAACUUGAUGCCAGUGUACAAACCAUUGUUCAGCUAAGUGAUCCUUACGGGGCAGAGGGUGAGCUUGGCAUUUUGUUAUCCGAAAAGUUUAUGGAACAUGAUGCAUACUGUAUGUUUGAUGCUUUGAUGAGCGGAGCAGGUGGUGCUGUAGCCAUGGCUGAGUUUUUCUCCCAUCCACCUGCAAAUGCCACCCAAACUGGCUUACCUCCAGUCAUUGAAGCUUCAUUGGCACUUUACCAUUUGCUUUCCAUUGUUGAUUCCUCACUGUACAAUCACCUUGCUGAACUAGGUGUUGAACCUCAAUACUUUGCUCUUCGUUGGUUACGUGUUCUAUUUGGCCGUGAGUUUUCUCUUGAGAACCUGCUGGUUAUCUGGGAUGAGAUGUUUUCAUAUGAUAACAGUGCAUCUGGUACAGCUCCUGCAAAUGAUCCUGGGGUCUUGAACUCCCUCAGGGGAGCGUUUAUCUCUGCCAUGGCUGUAGCCAUGAUGCUCAAUGUGAGAUCUUCUCUGCUUGCCACUGAAUAUGUCACUUCGUGCCUUCAAAGAUUACUCAAUUUCCCUAAAAACAUAGACCUGGAGAAAUUGAUAGGAAAAGCGAAAUCUUUGGUGGCACUUGCUCUAGCUGCUAACGUUCCUUCACAUUCUACUCCAGUGAUUGGGCUUGGCCCCCUUGGCCCCCAGAGCAAGCAAAUGGCAGUGAAAGGUCAUGCACAUAGCCUUUCAUUUGAUUCACGUGGUCCAGGAACACCUGUGAGUCUUGUACCUGAGACAUAUUGGGAAGAGAAAUGGAGAGUUGCACAGGAGGUAGAAGAAACUAAGAAGGAAACUUCUGCCAAACAGGUAUCAUCUCAGAAGAAAGGUUGGACAGAGAAGAUCAAAUCAAGGUUAUCUAGAACGGAAUCUGACCCAUCUCCAUCAAAAAAAGAAAGUAGACAGAAGGAUAAAAGACCAGCUGUCAGAAGAAGUCUGCUUGAAGAUUUGUCCCAGCAGCUGAACUUUGGGGAAGAUUCUGAAGAAACAGAUCAUGAUAAAUUUUCUUGUCUCGAGGACCCCCGUUAUAUUGAGUCUGAUGUAUAUGUUCUAGAUGCUGAGCAUGAAAAUGAUGCUUACUCUGGCGAGAGAUGUUCUGGCCUGAGUAUUGCCAGUGAAGAGCAUUCUCCUGCCUUUUCAGAGCCACUGAGUCCUGCUGAAAAUGACUCUGAGAAGAGCAGUAAUGCAUCACAUGUAUCCCAUGAUUCAAUUGAUGGCGAAACCCAUGAUUCUUCUUCGUUUCAGUCCACUGCAGAAGAGUCACUGCUACCAAUUUCUGAUGCUCCGGAUGCAAAUGCUGAUGGAUUGUUUGGUUCUGAUAGUAGCUCAAAAGAAAUAUCAGCAACAGCUUCAAAGGAACGAAAAGGUUUAUCUGGGAAGUUUCAGUGGUUCUGGAAGUUUGGGCGCCAAUCUUCUGGUGAGGGAACUUCUGAUAAAGGGCCUGAGGUUGAGGAUGUAAAAUCAUCUGAUGCAGGAAGUCUUCAGGUAAAUAAACCAGGAUCUUCUGUUGAUGAGACAAAUUACAGCCUUGCGAAUAUAAAAUCAGAUGGCUGUGACCAGAAAAUGUUAUGUGCGUUGAGGAACCUUGGCCAAUCUAUGCUGGAAAAUAUUCAGGUAAUCGAGUCAACAUUCCAGCAAGAAAAAAGUCAAGCUGGCUCAUUAGAUAGCCUUUCUAAACAUGCCCUUGUUGAGAAAGGGCAGGUAACUGCAAUAACUGCUCUUAAGGAGCUUCGGAAUAUCAGCAACCUUCUACGGGAGAUGUGAGGCUGGUUCAACUUCUCUUUCACCUGUAUAUAAUAUUGAUUUUGUAGCUAAAUGCUUCUACAUGUAUACAAAGAAUAAAGAGAAAUUCUGUAUUAGCUCAGCUUUAGUAGAUUGAAUUGUCUGAGAGCCUGAAGAGCAAUUUGUAAAUGAGAAAUGCCAUUUGUUUCUUUGAAUCCGUUAUGGAUAUCCCAUUUUGUCGAUUAAUUGCAAA
This is a messenger RNA of Chenopodium quinoa (quinoa), 3123 nucleotides long. RefSeq lists its product as uncharacterized. Gene Ontology annotation, biological process: activation of GTPase activity. Bases 447 to 2912 code for a protein of 821 amino acids. NCBI's taxonomy places the organism in Eukaryota, Viridiplantae, Streptophyta, Magnoliopsida, Caryophyllales, Amaranthaceae. The transcript has 5 exons. Gene Ontology annotation, molecular function: GTPase activator activity. The record is from RefSeq and is a predicted model, not a curated record.